Molecule: messenger RNA, 2064 nt
Organism: Cuscuta campestris
Lineage: Eukaryota; Viridiplantae; Streptophyta; Magnoliopsida; Solanales; Convolvulaceae
Source: the annotation of a GenBank genome assembly
AGAGGCAAGGAACUUGGGUUUUUUUACCUUUGCUAUUAGAGGAACUUCUUACAAUUUCCGUCAUAUUUUGCUCAAAUGUUAUGCUAACUUAUAUUUCUACAGGUUUCAUAGGAGGUAAUCCAUCUGACACGAACUCAAGUGGCAUAAUUGAUUUAAUAUUUAUUUGUGCAAUUUGCAUCCAAGUUAAGGUUGUAGUGCUGCUACCCUAGAAAUAAUUGAUGCAGAAUUCUCCGCUCGUGUUAUAUGUUUAGUAAAUGUGAUAGAUAGCGGGUUACAUAGUGAGUAUGCAGCUCAAAAAGAUGUUUACAAUUUAUUGGCUCUUAUUUAUAGGCCAAACUAGUAUAUAUCGUGUGUGCAUUGCUCUUAUUCUUCACUUUAUUAUGUUUGUGGUGCAUUGUUUUUUAUUGAAUAUUCGUGAAGAACGUUUACGCGCAAAAAAAAAAAUUGGUCUUUUGAGCAACACCUUUAUUCACCCCCCUCAAGAGGUGUGCAAGGCGUCUAACAAGUGGUAUCAGUGCGAGGGAAUUUCAAAGCUUUACUGCUUAAAAUUUAAAAAGAUCAUGGCCGGAAGAACAUUUCAACCCGGAGUUUCCGAAGGACAAUCCACGACAAGGCCACCACUCUUCGACGGCACAAAUUAUGCUUAUUGGAAAGAGAGGAUGAGAAUAUUCAUCCUAUCAAAUGAUUAUGAUUCUUGGCUAGUGAUCAAGAAUGGAGAGACGGUUCCCAUGAAGAUUGUUAACGGGGUUCUUGUUCCAAAGUUAGAGACUGAAUAUACCUCAAAUGACAAGAAGAAGAUGCAACUAAAUGCAAGGGCCAUCAACUUUCUUUAUUGUACCGUGAACCUGGAUGACUAUCGGAAAAUCUCAAGGUGCAAGACGGCUAAUGAGAUGUGGAACAAAUUAGAGGUCACAUAUGAAGGAACAAGUCAAGUGAAGGACUCAAAGAUCGACUUACUCACCAUCGGUACCCAUGAGUACGAGCUUUUCAUGAUUAUGGAAAAUGAAACAAUAGAUGGCAUGUUCGAGAGUUUCUCAACUGUCGUCUUAAAUUUGGAUACACUUGGGAAGCAUUAUGAGGAUCAUGUUCUCGUUCGAAAAAUCCUUCGAAGUCUCACACCGGAAUGGAAGUCUAUAGUCAACCCUACCAAAGAAGGCCGAGAUUACAAUACAUUGACAUAUGACGCACUUCGAGGUAAACUACUCACUUAUGAAAUGUCUAACUUUUCUAGUGCAGCGGAGAUCAAAAGGGAUCAAAAUCUAUCAUUCAAAGGAGUUGCACUCAAAGCUUCAUCGUCAAAAUAUGUCGAGACAAGUGGCUCUGGAGAAAGUGACAUUCUCGAUUUAUUUAAUGACUUCUUGCAAAAUGAGCUUGAGCAAUUGAACGAGAGUACAAAGCCUACUUGCUAUGGAUGUGGAGAGCGUGGAAAUAUCAAGGGUCAUUGCCCUAAUCGAAAAUUAAAGAAGUCCAAACGCCGAAAGCAAUCCAACUCUAGCUCCACUUCCUCAUCCGAUGAUGAAGUAGCCAUUUGUCUUAUGGCUUAGAGUGAAUCCAAAGAGGAAUUCUAAGUUUGAUAGACAACCUAGAAAGCACAUCACACGUCCUAGAAACAUGAACAACCCUAGUGUUAGGUGUCAUUAUUGUAAUAAAGUAGGACACAUCACACCAGUUUGUUACACUAAGUAUAGGCACUUGCUUCUAAGUCAAGAUAAUGUGAUGCAUCGUUCAUAUGAUUUUUACUAUUGCCAUAACACCCCUGGACCCAAAAGGCAUUGGGUACCAAGAUUUGCUUCGUAGAUUCAUUAAGGAAGGUGUGCUUGAACACUUUGACUUGAGUUGAAGUAGAUGCACCAAGCACAUAAUUGGGUGAAGCAUCAAUUAAGGGGGAAGUUGAUUCACUUUAUUAAUUCCAACUAAUGUUGAUUUAUAUUUUAGUUGGACAAUGUGAUAUUAUUUGUUUGUUUGAUAUCUAUUUGCAUGAGCAUAUAUCUUUUUGCUCAUCUCUUUUUGAUAAUGUCAAAAGGGGGAAGAUGGUGUAGAUAUGCAUAUAUUCAGGGGGAAUUG